Lethenteron reissneri (Far Eastern brook lamprey) is the source of this 2751-nucleotide messenger RNA. Its product is annotated as homeobox protein Dlx1a-like. NCBI's taxonomy places the organism in Eukaryota, Metazoa, Chordata, Hyperoartia, Petromyzontiformes, Petromyzontidae. Gene Ontology annotation, molecular function: RNA polymerase II cis-regulatory region sequence-specific DNA binding; DNA-binding transcription factor activity, RNA polymerase II-specific. Gene Ontology annotation, biological process: regulation of transcription by RNA polymerase II. The record is from RefSeq and is a predicted model, not a curated record.
AUUACUUUUCAUUUCUCUCCUGUUGAUCCCGCUGCUAUUCUUCUUCUUCUGUUGCUUGCUACUUGCUGCUGCCCGGUGGGGGCACGCAUGGCCCCCGUGUGCCAUGCAGACGCCGCACCACUACGAGGCGCCCCCGCUCCCCCCGCGCCUCCUCAAGACCGGCCCCCCCGGGUUCGCGGAGCAAGACCCCCGCCACGGGACUCUGCACGGGGGGCCCCUCGGCGCCUCGGGGUACCCGGGGAGACUCCGCGCCGAGUCGGGAGCCGGGAACUUUUCCCAGCCCCUGCCGCCCUACCAGCUGAGCGGACGAGGGGCCGAGCCGCGGCCCGGUGAAGGCGGUGAGAAGCGGCCGUCCUUGCUGCAGGGCCCCGGAUGCACGGAACGCCGGGUCGGCAAGAAGGUGCGUAAGGCGCGCAGCAUCUACUCGAGCCUCCAGCUGCACGCGCUCAACCGCCGCUUCCAGCAGACGCAGUACCUGGCACUCCCCGAGCGCGCCGAGCUCGCCGCAUCUCUGGGACUCACGCAGACCCAGGUGAAGAUCUGGUUUCAGAACAAACGCUCCAAGUAUAAGAAGCUCCUCAAGCAGUCGGGAGGCUGCGGCGGAGAGACACCCGUUCCGUGGCUAAGUUCACACCCAGGAACGAUCGAUUACUCAGGCCCCGGCGCCUGGGACUCGCCUUUCAUGGCCCCACAGACCCCGGACAAAGCGGGGUCUCCCUCGGGCCCCUACCUCUCGGCCGUGUAUCCUCCACCCUGGAACAACAACAGCCGACCCGCGUCACACGCCCAUCAUCACAACCACCACCUCGUGUGAGAGAUGACCUUCCUAUUGGGGGUGUUGGGGUGCGGGGGCAGAGACCUCACCACUACCCAGGAGGCAACGCCCUCGGGAUGAUGAUGAGACGCCGAGUUAAAGGAACGUGGGAGUAACCGUUGUAUCUCCGUGCGAAGUCCGACGAUUCGGAGCAGCGAUGUCGCAACACUGAGGUGGGUCUCGUGCGAACGAGGGAAACAAGUGCUCGAGACGGAGACACGUGGAGAGAGAGAUAGAGAGACACGGAGAAAUGAAGAUGUACAUUGAGAGACAACGAGGACAGACACACCUUUUAAACUGAACUUUUUAUUUUACCAGGUAAGGCCCACUGAGCUAUAUGGCUCUUUUUCAGAACGAGACCUGGCUCAACGAAGUGGCUUAUCGUGUGGAAAUGUAUAACAGCUGAAUACUCUUAAACUCGUGUUUCUAAAUGUGGAGGGAAAAACAGGAGGACGCAGUGAAAAAUACAUUGGACCACGAGGAGAGAGAGAGAGACAUGCAAACUAAAUAUACAGCAGGCGUCAGGGUUGGGAUCGAAUCUACGACGUCCUGCAUACCAGGAGAGGGAGUUAACACCUCGCCACCGACAAAGUGAAAAGUGCAUACCUCGCUUGAGAGCAGCACGAAACGCUGAGUUUAUAUUUAAUGAAAAAAAACAUCGACAUCCAUUUCUUGCCACGCAGCUUCAUGUCCGCGGUGGUCGAUCUCUCGAGCGAGCUUCCUCCUUUGGCUGUCAUUCGAUCACCAGCUUCAUCCACCGGCCACCAUCAUCCUUCAUAGCCGACACCGUGCCUUGCUAAGACCCACUUUUGCCCCCCUUUAACCCGUCGUGUACGUCCCAGAAAUUACUGUUUUGUUCCCUGAUCCACGUGCUCCACUAUUCCCUCAAAUGUUAAUUCCAUAUCGUCUGUCGCGACUUCAUUGGGAAAUUUUCAGCCGUCGUUAAAUUCUCAGCGGUGCCCAUCAUGUCUGUAAUUCACGUCAUAUCUGGCAUCAACGUAAUAUCAAUACUCGAUGUUGUCUUGGUGGUUGUCCUGUGGAUAAAAUCGCCCGUGAUAGGAAUGUGGAAUCCCCUUCCCCAAGUGGCUCAGGGCUGUACACAUGCUCGAUGGUGCUGAUGAAAUUUACCAUCGUUAGUUUCGUUCGUUUUACCUGUCACGUUUAAACAUAUCUGCCUUGUCAAUGUGCCUUAGUCUGACUCCGUGGCCACUUGAAUACACCACGAGGCAGUGCUUCAUAUCUUGUACUGCAGCAUAAACGAGAAUGUUCAGGAUUUUUGUUUUUAUAUAUGUACGUGUGAAAACCAACACGGACGAUUGUUUUCACAAUGUCUCCGCAGCUGUAUGUGACGAUGCAAUGCAACACUUAGUGCGUGGUGAUGGUGGUGUCUAUUUUAACGCAGGGAAUAUGUGGCGUGUGUCUUGUCGUGCUGGAGCAAUUGAAGACAUUGAUUGUGGCUUCGCAAGCACUCCGUAGUUAAGAUGCCCCGUAUACGAUGUACAUCGUCUAUAACCCACAACUGUAAGACAAACUGCAUCGCUAUCGGUCGUGACCGUGUACGUGCAGAUUGUGCGAAUGAACAGCCCUUCAUCAAUCCACUGCUGGAUGAAGCCUUCACCGCGCCGUGCGGAUCGUUUUGACCAUACUUCUCCACGCUCGUCAAUGCGAUUGCAAUGCAUGUACGUUGAUCUCGAUCUUAAAUUUGGAGCUUUCGUGACUGCAUGAAUUACUCUUUGGUUCUUUCGGUAAAGUCACGUAUAAAGAUAAAAUAACAAAUUAAAUAAUAGUAUACGACGUUUCGAUUGCAACACAAGCAUUCAUCAUCAGCUAUAAAUAAAAUAGCAACAAAAAUCUAACCAGAAAACUAUAGACAGACAUAUAAGUAGACAGAUAUCACCAAGAUACAUAGAGAGAGAGAGAGUAACACAUAGGCACAG